Microthlaspi erraticum is the source of this 820-nucleotide messenger RNA. Lineage: Eukaryota; Viridiplantae; Streptophyta; Magnoliopsida; Brassicales; Brassicaceae. The record is from the annotation of a GenBank genome assembly.
AUGAAGCACAGGAGUUUGUUAUCAAUCCUCUGUUUUCUCCUCAUAAUAAGAUUUCGUGUUGCUCAAGUUUCAGCACAAACAUGCACGGACGACAAUGGGAAUUUCAGGCCAAACGGUACAUACGACGCAAAUCGCCGUCUCAUCCUCUCUUAUCUUCCUUCAAACGUCACGACUCACGACGGCUUCUUCUACAACGGCUCCAUCGGACAAGAACCGAACCGUGUCUACGCAACAGGGAUGUGCAUCCCAGGAACAACUCGAGAAAUUUGUUCCGAAUGUAUCAGGAUCGCGUCUGAUGGUUUAAUACAGAGCUGUCCUAACCAAACGAACGCGUAUACAUGGCCAGGUGACGCCACGCUUUGCCUUGUGCGCUACUCAAACACUUCUUUCUCAGGAUCUGCUGAUCUGGAUCCGCGUGUAUUGCUCUACAACACUGGAGAUAUAACCUCAAAUCAAACAGAGUUCACGACAAUAUGGGAGGGAUUAUUGGGUCGUAUGAUUGAUGCAGCCUCCACAGCUAAAGCCACGCCAUCGUCUAGUAACAACCAUUACGUAGCUGAUUCAGCGGCUCUCACACCUGACAGGAAUAUAUAUGCAUUGAUGCAAUGCACGCCGGAUCUUUCCUCUGCUGAUUGUGAAAAUUGUCUGCGACGAAGCGCAGUUGACUACCAGGGGUGCUGUGGUCAGAAUAUAGGAGGCGUUGUUUUGCGUCCCAGCUGCUUCUUCCGGUGGGAUUUGUAUCCAUACUCUAACGCUUUCCGUAAUAUUACGGUGGCUUCUCCUCCUCUGCAGCCUCCUGUGACUGUGCCACAACCUUCAG